UCCAGGUGAGGAGCAGUGUAGAAUGUCUGUGGUAGGCAGCUGGGGAAAGCCAGCACAGGCUUCCUUCUCUCUCCCCCUGCCCAGAGCCGGCGGGGAGUAUAGGGGUUGAGGGUCUGUGUUUGUGGCCCGAACCCUCUUCCCGUCGGGGUUAGAGUGCUCCCGGAGGGAGGUGAGAGCGGCCGGAGCUCGGGAAUUGCAGGUGGAUUAAAGCUGGAGGCAGAGCUCGGAGCGUGGAGCACUGACUGGUUGUUUCUGAUGGUAUUUGAUGCACAUUGAGGAUUGAAUGAGCCAAUGGUCUGUGCAUCAGUUACCUGGACUGAUCAUCGCUUUGAUAAUGAGAGCAUCCUUUCGAUCUUGGGAUCAAACAAUGAUGUAGUCAAACAUGUGCCAGUGCUUUGAUCACAGAUGCCAAAUUGGUUGUCCUUUCCAACUCUGACACAGAAGUCUCCAAGGAGGAUAAUUUUACAUUGUCCAUGGUGGAGUAGACACCUUCUUUGCACUCACCUUUGGCAUCAAUGGUUGGAGCAUAGACACUCAUCACCUGAAGUUUUGUGAUUCUAUUUGUGAAUGCACAUCUUUAGGCUACUAAAUUGAAACUAGAUUCUUGGAUUAACAAAUUGAACACUGCCAUUUAAAGUCCACACCAAUUUCCGCUCUGCAAUAUAAGAUAAGCACAGCAUGCCUCGAAGUCCAACCACAAGUGAAGAUGAGAUGGCACAGAGCAUUUCUGAUUAUUCUGUUGAAUCUGAAUCUGACAGCUCCAAAGAAGAAACAAUCUAUGACACCAUCAGGGCAACAGCCGUGAAGCCUAUCAGCAAGAUGGAUGACAUCCAGAGCGAUACAUUGGUCAUCAGAAUCAUCAUUCCUGACCUGCAGCAGACGAAAUGUAUGCGCUUUAACCCUGAUGCCACGGUGUGGGUUGCUAAACAACGGAUCCUGUGCACCUUGAACUACAGUCUGAAGGAUGUGUUGAAUUAUGGGCUGUUCCAACCAGCGAGCAAUGGAAGGGACGGUAAAUUUUUGGACGAGGAGCGGCUGCUCAAAGAAUAUCCUCAGUCCAACAACAAAGGAGUUCCCUCUCUGGAGUUUUGCUACAAGAAGCGGGUUUACAAACAAGCUAACAUCGAUGAGAAACAAGUUUCAAAACUCCACACAAAGGCUAACCUUCGAAAAUUUAUGGAUUACGUUCAACAUCGGGCGCUUGAGAAAAUUGUUAAGAUGCUGGAUCGAGGUCUUGAUCCUAACUAUUAUGACUCGGAGAGUGGCGAAACUCCGUUGACACUAGCAGCUCAGCUGGAAGUCCCAGUGGAAGUGAUCAAAGCUUUGAGGAAUGGUGGUGCUCACCUGGAUUUCAGAGCGAAAGAUGGAGUAACACCUCUACACAAAGCUGCAAGGGCCAAGAACCAAACUGCACUUAUGACUCUGCUGGAACUUGGAGCUUCGACUGAUUACAAGGACAGUCGUGGCCUGACAGCUCUAUAUCACACGGUGAUGGUUGGAGGAGACCCCUACUGCUGUGAACUGCUGCUUUAUGAGCAUGCUUCCAUUGGCUGUAAAGAUGAAAAUGGGUGGCAAGAAAUCCAUCAGGCAUGUCGUUAUGGCCAUGUUCAACAUCUGGAACACCUGCUGUUUUAUGGGGCUGAUAUGGGAGCACAGAAUGCUUCAGGCAAUACAGCACUCCAUGUCUGUGCCCUUUACAAUCAGAUUGCAAUGGAAACUGACAGUGUCAAUGAAAAGUGACUGUGUCAAUGAAAAGAUGGAGAUUCCUGUUCAACAUGAUCCAUUUUUAGACAUUCAGCCACAAA
This is a messenger RNA of Chiloscyllium plagiosum (whitespotted bambooshark), 1805 nucleotides long. NCBI's taxonomy places the organism in Eukaryota, Metazoa, Chordata, Chondrichthyes, Orectolobiformes, Hemiscylliidae. The record is from RefSeq and is a predicted model, not a curated record.